This is a messenger RNA of Rotaria sp. Silwood1, 1902 nucleotides long. The record is from the annotation of a GenBank genome assembly. Lineage: Eukaryota; Metazoa; Rotifera; Eurotatoria; Philodinida; Philodinidae.
AUGGCAAUCAUGCAUCAUUUAUUAUCGUUUAUAUUGAUAGUUUUAUCGAUAAAAAAUAUAUAUAGUCAAAUAGCAUUUGAAUCAUUAUGUUCAACUGAAGUUUAUGCUCCAGGAUUCACAUCAAUUGAUGGCAAUGAUGAGUUUGAAAUAGAACUUUAUGAAUCUAAAUUUCUACCUGAUGAUACUGUUUCAUUGGCAAUUAGACAAAAACGUCCAAAUAGUGGUAUCCAUGAAUUUGUUGUACGUGCAUUUGAUUUUGAUAAUCAUGUUGUUGGACGAUUUGAUGAUCGACAAAUAGGAAAUCUAGUUUUAAAACAUCAACCAUGUUCGGAUGGAGCUAAUGUUAUUUAUGCGGAUAAAGUUGAAAAUCCUGGUUAUCGAGAAAUUCCAUUAGCAUGGCAAGCUACUGGUAUUUCUACUAAUCAUGAUGAAGUCAUAUUUAGAGCGGAUAUUGUUUCGAAUCGACAAAUCUAUCGUGUAAAAUCUGCACCAUUGAAACGACGUUUAGCAUUUGGAAUCAAUCCUUAUUCAGAAGAUCAAUCAAUUAAUAUUGAUUAUUGUGGUGAAUCUCAAGGUUGUUUAAUUGUUCCACAACAUUGUAAUAAUAAUGCUAAAUGUGAAUAUGCACUUUCAUGGCAAGUACUUGAUGAAGAUACAGUUAAAUUUCAUAUUGUUGCAAGAGCAAAUGGUUUUGCUGGUGUUGGAUUUUCUAAUGAUGAAAAACGAGGUGAUGAUCAAGUCGUUUUAUGUAAUAAAGAUGCUCAAGGUCAUGUUUAUGUACGUAAUAUGUUUGUUAGUGUUCAAACACCACAAUAUAUUGCACGUGAUCGACCAUCAUAUGGUUUACGAGAUACAGAUGGUUAUUCAAAUGCUACACAUAUUAUAUGUAAAUUUGUACGUUCAUUAUCACCUCAUACAGAUACAUUAUUAGAACAUGGUGGACAAAAUCGUGAUGGAGUUGAUAGAAAUAAAUUUGUUAAUUUAAAAGAACCACAUUAUAUGUAUCCAAUUUAUGCUAAUCAAGAUUUAAUAACACCACUAGGUGGUAUGAGAAUUCCGGUUCAAGAUAUUCAGAUUGUAAAUAAUCAUCCGAUUAAUUUUGAACGUCGUGUUUUGCCAAAAUCUCAUCCACGAGCUGGCUCAUGGCUUGCUAAAAUUCAUGCUAUUUUAAAUAUAAUAGCUUGGAUUCUUCUUGCAUCAGCUGGUGUUAUGAUUGCUCGUUAUUUUGAUACAAUUUGGCCUGAAUAUGAACGACGUGUUGUUGUUGAUGCUAAUGGUGUUGCAACAGGAGAAAAAUUACAACGACGAAGACGUUUUUCUUUUUUUAAUGUUUUUCAACCAAUUAUGAUUACAGUAGCUAUUUUAACAUGGAUUGCAUUUUUUGCUAUACUUUGGGAACUUGAUUGGAAAUGGACAUAUGGAACACAUCAUAUGUGGCAUUCAAUUCUUGGUGUUAUUGUACUUAUUUGUGCUUUUCUUGCUCCGAUUGUUGGUGCAUUACGUCCCAUACCUCGAACAAAACGUUUUUGUUGUUGGUAUUGGAUACAUUGGUUAAUUGUCGCUUUGGCUCACUGUCUUGCUGUUCCAGUUAUAUUUUUGGGUAUGGAUAAUCGUCGUUUAGAUUUAUGGACAUGGUGUUCAUGGCUUUUAUUUGGUUGGUGUAUAUUUCAUUUUAUUGUUCAACUUAUUUUUGAAAUUCAUGCUUGCUGUUAUGCAAGAGAAGAUUAUGAACGUUUUGAAGAUGCUGAUUAUUAUCCAGAGAAAAAUCUAGAUCGUCGUAUACGACGAGAACGUAUACCGGGCGAAGCAUGGAAACCAGCUCUUUUAAGCAUUUAUAUCUUUGUCACAUUAAUCGUGGUCAUUAUUCUCAUUCUUGCUGUCAUUUUCUAUCAAGGUUAUUAA